AUACGAUGAUGAUUAUGAUAAAGUAGACAUACGAAGAUGCACCGUCACUGUAAACAAACGGUGUGGUCCAAAAGAAAGAAGGAUGGAUGGUGUUAUCCAGUGAAGGCUUCAUCCUACGAACUUCUCCUUAUAAUCAUACGCUCAUUUACGCUUCUUCUUCUCUCCCUCUCUCUCUCACUCUUCUUUUUCUUUUCUUCACUAAUAAAUAAAAAAGAAAAUAAAAUUACUUUCUUCUCUCCUUUUUUCAUACCCUUCUUUCUUAUAAGAAGAACAACACCAACACCAAAAUUAGGGUUUUCCAUUUGGGAAAAAAUAAUAUUAAAAUUAAUGUAAAAAUUAACAUUCCUAGAAAAUAUGGUUGUCGAUGAUAAUAUGAGGCGCAUCUAUCGUGGUUCUUGUUCUUCCCGAUUCUCUGAUGCUUAUCCUAAAAGGGGUUUGAUGGAAGGGAGAUAUAGUGGGGAUUGAUAUGAUGAUGAUGAUGAAGUUGUUUAUAAGUAUGUUACUGUUUUGUUGAAUUAUUUUUGGGAUGGCAAUAUUGUAUCAACCAGCAAUGAAACUCAUCAACAAGAUGAUGAUGAUGAUGAGGUAGCAUUGGCGAUUCCUGCUGUUUUGCUUCUUUGUCAAUGGAGAAUCAUCACCCUUCUACGCUAUUGUCCAUGGAUUCAAGUGCAUCUUCACAUGAGGAACUGGAUUUGGAGAUGAAUCGACAAACCAUACUUUCUCGUCCACCCGAUAUUAAUUUGCCUCUUUCUGCCGAACGUAGCCCGCCACCGCCACAGUCAUGGAUUUCUGACCCUUGUGAUAUUUUGGAUGUUGGUCUUGGUACUCAAGGGUAUGAGACGGAGACUUUUCUCACUCUGCCUAAAGUUGGAAGGAAAUGUGCUAAACGAUUUGAUAGCAUAUGGGGUGCUUGGUUUUUCUUUAGUUUUUACUUUAAGCCGUCGUUGAAUGAUAAAUCUAAGGCCAAGAUUGUCAGGGACAGCAAUGGCAUUUCUGGUUUUGUGAAAUCUGAUCUCAAUCUGGAUGUUUUCAUGGUUCAACAUGACAUGGAAAAUAUGUACAUGUGGGUUUUCAAGGAGAGGCCUGAAAAUGCUUUGGGUAAGAUGCAGCUGAGGAGUUACAUGAAUGGCCAUUCUCGCCAAGGGGAACGGCCGUUUCCUUUUAGUGUUGACAAAGGUUUUGUUCGAUCCCACCGGAUGCAAAGGAAGCAUUAUAGAGGACUUUCAAACCCUCAGUGUGUUCAUGGUAUUGAGGUUUUUCCUUCACCCAAUCUGAUGAAUCUUGAUGAGGAUGAUCGAAAAAGGUGGAUUGAACUUACUGGCCGAGAUUUGAAUUUCACAGUCCCAACUGAAGCAAGUGAUUUCAGUUCAUGGAGAAAUCUUCCCAACACAGACUUUGAGCUUGAGAGACCUCUCCCUUCAAUCAAGAGUGCUGCAAAUGGACACCCAAAGAAGCUGCUUAAUGGAUCUGGACUUAAUUUGUCAACUCCUCUGUCUAAUCACACAAACGGUGAUUUGUUGGACCUAUCUUCUGCCAACGGCAAAAAGAGGAAAGACUUUUCCCCCCACGGAAAUGGGAAUGGAAAUGUAAACGGAAACGAAGAAGAAUGUUACCUUGCUGUUAAUCCUCCAUCUGAUCGGAUCCAAGAUAUAGAAAUGCACCCAAGUGAACCUCACUGGUUAAAUGACUUCAGCGGUGUGAUAAAGAAUGUGUACGGACCGGUUACAGCUGCCAAAACUAUCUAUGAGGAUGAACAAGGUUACUUGAUUAUUAUCAGUCUGCCCUUUGUAGACCUUGCAAGUGUGAAAGUUUCAUGGAGGAACACUUUGACUCAUGGUAUCAUCAAGGUUUCUUGUAUGAGCACAUCUCGAAAGCCUUUCAUCAAGAGACAUGAUAGGACAUUCAAGCUUACAGAUGCAUCUUCAGAGCACUGCCCCUCUGGAGAGUUUGUCCGUGAAAUUUCUCUUUCAACCAGAAUUCCUGAAGAUGCCAAUCUGGAAGCAUACUACGAUGAGCCAGGUUCGGUGCUAGAGAUCAUGGUACCAAAACAUCGCGUCGGACCAGAAGAGCAUGAAGUCCGUGUUUGCCUCCGCUCUCAUCUGGGAGGCAAUGAUCUUAUGUUGACUUGAGAUAGAGACCAUUAUGAAAUAUUGUUAGGGAUGCUGCUAGUUUGGUGAUUUAUCAUAGUUUUUCUAACUUGUACCAUGCAGUGUUAUUUAUAAUACAAAUGUUGUCUUGCGUUUGUAUGUAGCAA
Molecule: messenger RNA, 2254 nt
Organism: Trifolium pratense (red clover)
Lineage: Eukaryota; Viridiplantae; Streptophyta; Magnoliopsida; Fabales; Fabaceae
Exons: 2
Coding region: 624-2129 (501 amino acids)
Source: RefSeq, a predicted model, not a curated record